ACCGCACGGGACCGGCGAGAAGACCGCGACCUCCCUCUCUCUCUGCAUUCCCUCUUUUCAACCGACGAACCACCGCACGGGCGAGAGGACCGCGAGUAAUCGACGAACCACUGCACGGGACUGGCGAGAGGAUCGCGACCUCCCUCGACGGGACUGGCACGUGAUGUCUCACAUCAACCUCGACGGCUUCUUCGGCGACCUCCCUGGGACCGGCGACGUCUCCAGACUCGGGGCUCUCGACUCGGGGCUCUUGUGGUUCGACGAGAUCGAGAACAUCCUGAUGAAGGACGACGAUAUCCAUGUGCUUGCUGAGCCGGGGGCUGAGUGGCCGUGCCGGAGGGACUCGAGCUUCCCGCGGACCUUCGCUUCCCCGGCCCCUCGCCGCCGGCUUCUCCCCGCCUCCUGCAAGAUGCGGCAGCGCGGCCUCAGUUCUGGGAGUAGGAGGCCGCAGGUCAAGAAGGCUUCGCCGGAUAGGCCGCCGUCGAUUGUGAUUAAUGGAGAGGGCGAAGAGGACGCUACUUUGGCGGAGAGCAUGCGUAGCACCGAUUGGGAAAUUCUGGCGAUGACUCGAGGACGAUGA
Eucalyptus grandis is the source of this 580-nucleotide messenger RNA. RefSeq lists its product as uncharacterized. Bases 164 to 580 code for a protein of 138 amino acids. The transcript has 2 exons. NCBI's taxonomy places the organism in Eukaryota, Viridiplantae, Streptophyta, Magnoliopsida, Myrtales, Myrtaceae. The record is from RefSeq and is a predicted model, not a curated record.